Molecule: messenger RNA, 1449 nt
Organism: Trichomycterus rosablanca
Lineage: Eukaryota; Metazoa; Chordata; Actinopteri; Siluriformes; Trichomycteridae
Gene: nthl1
Product: nth-like DNA glycosylase 1
Exons: 6
Coding region: 83-1186 (367 amino acids)
Biological process (GO): base-excision repair, AP site formation; base-excision repair; nucleotide-excision repair
Cellular component (GO): nucleus
Molecular function (GO): DNA-(apurinic or apyrimidinic site) endonuclease activity; DNA binding; oxidized pyrimidine nucleobase lesion DNA N-glycosylase activity
Source: RefSeq, a predicted model, not a curated record
GCUGCUUAUGUAUAUAUGGCUCAUAUUUCGAGAUCGAUAGUGUAAUUAUGUUUUACUUUUAUACAGAAAUCGCAGUAAACUGAUGUUUAGCUCGUUUGUUCGUGUUGUUUGCGCCUCAGUUAUGAAGAGAACGAGUUCUUCGUAUUUCAGAAGUGCUGCAGGUCUGGGGACUGUCCAGAAUUCUGGAGGAAUCGGGGGGUUAAGAUCCAGGAUGGUGGAGAACAACACAAUCAAAGAGGAACCUGAUGAUGGACAUACCAGUACAGUACAGGAGUCCCAGUAUGGACAGUCUGAAGCUUCUGGGCGCGGAAAGCGGCGCCACCUCAAGGUGGAGUACGAAGCCGAGGGCGCUGCGGCGAAGGACGAGCGCUGGGAGCCGCCCGAUUGGAGGAGUCAGCUGACCCUCGUCAGGGAGAUGCGGAGCGGCCGGGACGCUCCGGUGGACCAGAUGGGGGCGGAGAAAUGCCACGACCCGGACGCUCCACCCGAGGUGAGGCGCUACCAGGUGCUGGUGUCGCUGAUGCUGUCCAGUCAGACGAAGGACCAGGUGACGGCGGCGGCCGUGCGGAGGCUGCGUGGGCGGGGCCUAAGCGUGGCGUCCGUUCUGGAGAUGGACGAGGACACGCUGGGCCGGCUGAUCUACCCCGUGGGGUUCUGGAGGAGGAAAGCGAGGUACAUAAAGCAGGCGACCGAGAUGAUCCAGCGCGAGUUCGGAGGGGACGUCCCCGACACGGUGGAGGGUCUGGUUCGUCUCCCCGGCGUGGGACCCAAGAUGGCACAUCUGGCCAUGACCAUCGCCUGGAGUCGGGUGUCCGGGAUCGGUGUGGACACUCACGUCCAUCGUAUCUCCAACAGGCUGGGCUGGACCCGCCAGGCCACCAAAAACCCGGAGGAGACCAGACGAGCUCUGGAGCGGUGGCUACCGAGAGACCUGUGGGCCGAGAUCAACUGGCUGCUCGUGGGUUUCGGGCAGCAGGUGUGUUUACCCGUCGGCCCCCUGUGCUCCUUGUGUCUAAACCGCCGCUCCUGCCCCUCUGCUCACGGACCGGCACCCGACGGAAGACCCGAACCCCGUACGGCUAAACGGGAGGUGAAGGAGGAACCGGCCGCCGUCCCGGUCGCUACAUCUCGGUCCAGGAGAAGAACGGACACGAGCAAAACCCAAAAAAAGCUCCGCCCCACCUAACAGCUCUGGAAUGAACCGGAACAUCAGCAUCAGCACCCAACCAUACAUGUCAUAUGUUGACUGAAUGGGCACAAAUUCCCACAGACAUACAAAAGAUCACAUCAAGGUCGCUCUAAUAUUGUUCGUUUUUGAACUGGGCCGUCCGACAAGCUCACGUUCAGGCGUCCACAUACUUUUGGUAAUUUAGUUUAUGUGCAUUUGUUUAUUUACUGAACUUUUUUAACAGUUUGUUUAUUUUUCUACAAAUAAACAAUAAAGUAAAA